GAUUGUACACUCGAGUAUUUUGUUUUGUUUUCUGAUCUCCAGGACCGCUGUGAUCGGUCAGGUUUUUUCCUCUUCUUCGCUUUGUCUGUGGAUCGCUGAACGUCCACCAUGUCGGAUCGCAUCCGACUGAACAUUGCAUACUUAGCAAAGAACCUGAGCACGUCGAUCCUGCUGGAGGAGCUUCUGGAAGACGAAGUUCUGACACUCAAAGAAUACGAAAACGCUGUUGACGAAGAAGGCAAAGGUGAACGGGAUGCCAGUAAACAACUUGUGCGAUGCAUGCUGAAGAAAAGUGAGAGUGAUGUGGACGCGUUCCUCGCCACUGUUGGCAAGCACCAACCGUUCAUCGUCGAGCACGUUGAAGACACGAUCCGCCGCAAAACGACUGGGCCUGGGAGGGCACCUAGCUUGGACACAGGCUCUCUACCACACAAGAAGACAGAUGAGACGCAAGCGUCGACAACAGCCGCCUUCUCCAAGCAUGACAAGCCAGUUCACAGCUCAGACACACAACCACCCUCGAAACAGGCUGAGUUUUCUUUGCCCAAGCUCGACGAACAUUUCACCGGCAGAAACGAGAUAGUCCAGGAGGUGUGUGACAAUAUCCUUGCACCGGCUGGCACACCAGAAUCUGUACAGGUCCACAACCUUGUUGGACCACCUGGGUUUGGCAAGACAUCAGUGGCCAUUGCUGUUGCCAGCGGGUGUCAGGACAAGGGCAUGCAGGUGAUGUUUGUAGACUUACGCGGUGUCACAUCUCCAUCAGUGGUGCAGGCGUUGGUUGACAGGGCCCUGGGUGGCACUUGCAAGAUUGGCAAGGGAAGUUCUGGUGCAGUGCCAGGUGCCUCACAGUCGAAACAGGAGGAUGUGAGAACGCUGGUGGUUCUGGACAAUGCGGAGGACUGCAUCAAGGGUGCCACGGAGCAGGAGUUUCAACUGCAGGAUGUCGUGAAUCAGAUUAUCACCUGCAGCAGGACUGUCAGUGUUCUACUGACAAGCAGGGUCCACCUGGAGCUUCAUGCAGCCACGUUCAAGCUUGAACAGUAUAGUAUCGGCUGCCUGGAGGUGAAAUCAGCUCAAGAUCUGCUUAUGAGUCUGACAUUACCGAGGAGCCGAACGGCGCAGGAAGCGGCUGAAUUGGUUCGCCACUGCGGUUACGUCCCUUUAGCAAUUCGAAUCACAGCCAGUGCAAUGCACGGUGGUCGCCGAAAUGCAAAGAUGAUGCUGAAGCUUUUGAUCAAGAUUGGUCGGGAUGUGUUCGAUGAUGAGAAAUUGAAGCCUAGCGAACGCAUCAUACGCCUUCUGAAAGUAGCACACGAUGACCUGAGCAAAGAGGAUCGAGAGUCUUUUCAUGCUCUCUCACAUUUCCGAGCCACAUUCUCACCAGAUGCAGCCGGCGCCAUGAUAAAGUUUUGCAGAAGUGACAAGACAGCCGUUCAUCACUACUGGUUUGAUCCGCUGAUCAGAAUUUGCUUUCUUGAGUAUUGUCCCGAAACAGAGCGCUACUCGAUGCAGCCGUUCAUUGCAGAGUUCGGCAGGAAGAUGAGCACUGCGGAUGAGAAUCAAAUUCAUAUCCAAAGAUUUUGCUACGUAAAUAUGGAUUGUUUGCAGCAUGCCGUGUGUGCGGAGGCAGCCAAAGACGAGGAGACUGACCCAGGACGAUUUCUAUUUGAUUAUCUAUUUGAUACCCCCAACAUUGACUAUGCUUUGGAAAAUGUUGCCACCGGUGGUAUUGCAGCAGAAGAGGUAGUGAAGCAGUAUGCUAACCUUCUCUCGUCCCCACUCGCCAUUUUUUUUCUCCGGCGAAAAGGUGUCUCCUCUGUGUUGGCUAUGUGUCUGACGGCUACAUCAUUUGAAACACUCCCACCGCCAACUCAGCUCGGUGUACUGUUCAAUUACAUUGCUUUCCUGCCUGUAGUUGGGAGUGAAGCACAUCAACUGAAUAUCAACAGUGCCAUGGCAGCUGCACAGCAUCUGGUUGAUACGUGCGAGAAGGAUCUAUCAUCUAUAAGCAUGCUGGAAUAUCACCUCUGUAAUGUGGCAGUGUCUCUCCAUCGCAUCCUGGUGGAAAACACAGGUGAAGCAGCUCACGGUUUUGAAAGGGCAGCUCAUGGUGCAUAUGUCUAUGCUUCUAAGAUGAUGGAUUCUUCUUCUUCUCCAGCUAUUGAGACAACUGCUGCUCGGCUCACGAUGCAAUUGGUCAACAGUGUUGCUCUUGACAAGGCUCCGAAUAUGCAGGAACUGGAAUGCAUUGCAAAGCAGAUUGGUCUAAUAUCUUCCUCAGCGCAAAGGUAUGAGUGCACAGAGUACAGUGGACUGAUAGAGAUAUUCUUCGUCGCUACGAGGGCCAUUCUCAUCAGGGCUACGUCCGAGGAAGAUUCUUCCCUGUCAGUGUCGCCAGCACUACUGAGUGCAAUUGGAAUGCACUUCCGUACAAUGCACCAUUUUUCUGCAAGUUUGUAUGACUCGUUCGUUGAGCGGAGUGAUGUCACCGAUCUGCAUAUGUACCACCUCUAUUGUAUCCAGUAUCAUGCACAUUUCAGCCAGCUUGGGAAAACUUGUGAACUGUUUUCAAACCUGUUCAUCCGAGACGUCUAUCUCCAAUGGAAAGCAGGACUCACAACUAUGGCUGUCUACCUCACCUCGUCUCUAUCGCCAUACAAGAGCAUAGACAACUACAUGUCAUGGCUUCUUCAACGCGACCAGAGCGGCUUGGAACUGAGCAGGAUGGGCAAGCCAUCAGUGGACAUUGGCGAUGACGAUCUGGGACACUGGAUGUCCUGUCUGCUGUUGGUGGACGUGUGCUCCCAGGACCUAGCAGAGUUCAUUGACGGUUAUUCAAUUAAAGGUGCUUCAAACACGCCAGAACCUCUUGUGGACUCUGGGUUCAAGGUGCUGCAGCGGGAAUGGCAGGAAAGAUUUCCAGCGCGAUUUCAACGUGGACUCUCAGUAUCAACAGCCGUGUGCGCUCUCCAAUCAAGUGGCGACCUCUUUGUUGUGGCACUCAUUGCGUUGCAUCAUCAAUCCAAGAGAGGCCAAGUGAGCAUUGAUCACCACAUUGCACUACUGGAGUGGUGUCAAUGUGUAGCAGCAUGUUUUGUCUGCUAUGACCUGGACAACAUCACAGCAUGUCCUCGUUGUGGCAUGUCCUACCUGUGUGCCAAGCAUUGCCAGGCUGAGAAGUACUGGCGCGAGCACAGCCAGUACUGUGAUAUGCUGAGCGAUCUGUGGACGAAGCUAAGUGAAUGGCAAGAAGCUGAGCAGCAAUGAAGAAUCGCGUGUAAUCUCCCGAUCGGAUACACCAUGCAGGAACACGUAACAGCCCGGCAGCUACCCCGCACCCGAGAUACUGGAACCUGUGCGUGUGUUGCUAGCCGCAGUAUGUCCGGGGAUUGUGUGUGUGUGUGUGUGUGUGUGUGUGUGUGUGUGGUGUGUGGUGUGUGUGUGUGGGUGUGCUGGCUGGAAACGAGUUGCGAGUAGCACUCCACCGCCACGGCCCGCUCUUGAUCCCUUCUCUGUGUCUUUGGACGCCCAUUUCGUCGACCAGGAGACCUGAAACGACAUGCCAAGUUCUGCGCUCGUGUUCUCACUUGAACUUCCCGACAUUCGCUAUCAUUGCGUACGCAAUGGGCAAGAUCAAGGUGUGUGUGUGUGUGUGUGUAGGAGGGCAUAGUGCCCUUGAAGAAUAGAAACCAUUUUAUGUUAAGCCGAAAAUACACCCAAUGAACGAGAGAACUGCUAGGCUAAGCAUUCUUGCUGUGGCCUUUACCUGUGCCCCCAUAUUGUUAUUGAAGGGAAAAAUUGGAGGCGCAUCCAAUUUGGAAAGUAGUGUCAGCACCGACACAAUCCACACAGUCAAGUAAAGCCAAUUUAGUAACCGGGGGGGAGCCAUCCGUGUUGCAACCAGCACUGCGCUACCUGUGAUCGCUGUUUUAAAUCUGCUCCUGGCUUUCGGCAACACAAUUGCAAUCGUGAACGGCGUCGUGGCGGAGCGGCUUCCUAGUGGCAGUGCUGACUUCUCUCGAACUCUCUCCCUUCUACUCUCCCCUGUCUCGGGGGCGGCGUGGCCAAGCAUUUGGCAGCUGUACACCAGGCCAAGCCAGGCCAGGUGUGUGUGUGUGUGUGUGUGUGUGUGUGUGUGUGUGCGCGUGUGUAUGUGAGUGUAAGUGUGUGUCUCGUCAUGCCAGGAGAUGGCAACUGCUCACAGGACCUGAAGUGUCACUAGCAUUGCUACACAGGGUUCUGAGCGUUACUCCUUUACAGUGCAUGUCUUCAGUAUGGCCGAUGACUGGAUUGCACUGACAAGAAAAAGAAUGACUGCUGUUGCGCUUGAUCACAACCAGCUGACCAACGUAAACAGCCGGCCAAAAUCGGUUAUCAGAUCUAAACGUUGCAGUGCAAGCUUGUGAGAACAACAAUCAUUUGAUUUUCUUCUUGGAAAGUCCCCCCCCCCCCCAAAAAAAAGCUUGAUGGAGAUGAAAAGCAUUAUUUUGAGAUGAGUAACGCUGUAGGCCGAACAUUUGUUGAUUUACAGUACAUGCAUACGUUUGAUUGCAGCUACAUGUAUGACUCUGAUUUGGAAUGAUGCCUUGCUGACUGGUCUAGUAGCUUUCCUGCUUGGCUUUUGAUUACUAGUACACUUGCAGAUCAAGUUUUUCUUUCAAAUUCUGCUUUUAUUAUAAAUCUUUUUAAAUGCUCACAUUUCUACAGCAUACAUGCACUUGUUCUCUCGCUCUUGCCUUAGCCACUAUGUCCUGGGCUCAAACGAGUCAAAACUGGCCAUGCUCCUUGUAGGACGAGUCAGACGGUCACGACGAUUCCCAAUACUACAUGUAUACCACA
Molecule: messenger RNA, 4842 nt
Organism: Sycon ciliatum
Lineage: Eukaryota; Metazoa; Porifera; Calcarea; Leucosolenida; Sycettidae
Exons: 4
Coding region: 109-3270 (1053 amino acids)
Biological process (GO): regulation of apoptotic process
Molecular function (GO): ATP binding; ATP hydrolysis activity
Source: RefSeq, a predicted model, not a curated record